Histoplasma mississippiense is the source of this 1506-nucleotide messenger RNA. RefSeq lists its product with no specific name. Gene Ontology annotation, molecular function: transmembrane transporter activity. The coding region runs from base 1 to 1506 and encodes 501 amino acids. The transcript is spliced from 6 exons. Lineage: Eukaryota; Fungi; Ascomycota; Eurotiomycetes; Onygenales; Ajellomycetaceae. Gene Ontology annotation, biological process: transmembrane transport. The record is from RefSeq and is a predicted model, not a curated record.
AUGGCAUUGGGGGUAUUAGACGACAAUAAGCUUGCAGAAGUUCCAGGAACAUCUCUCUUGGAUAAAGGGAGAAUUGAUGAACUUGAUACACGAAUCUUGAAUUUGAAGACGAAGCAUGGGGUGGUUCUUGUGCCUCAGCCGAGUGACAAUGUGAAUGAUCCAUACAACUGGCUUGGGCCGAUAAUCAGCCCCGGUUUGCUGGUUGCUUCUAAGAGAUAUCAUGUAUCACUGGAUCAAGUUUCAACAUUUCUAAUUGGCGUCCUGAUCCUGUCCAUCGGAUCAGGUACUUUCUUCACCGCGGCAGCAGCAACUAUCUGGGGCAAACGCCCGGACGAUGUCGCCAAUUUCGUGGAGCUAAUAUCAUAUUUCAAGUCCUUCGAAUCGCUGUGGAUCAUGCGAAUUGUGCAAGGGAUAUCAGCUGCCCCUUUGGAAACCCUUGUGACAUCCACUGUAUCCGAUAUAUUCUUUGUUCACGAGCGAGGGCAGAAGCUCGCCAUAUGGGGUAUAGCAAUUACGUCUGGUGUCAUACUUAGGACAAUACUAAGCAACAAGUUCAGUCAAGUUGUGUCUGGUUAUAUCAUUCAGAAUCUCGGCCUAUUGACCCCCUUUGGCAUCACAGCAUUAGUACUAUGCUUACUGCUUCCCGCAAUCUUUUUCCUUGUUCCCGAAACUGCGGAUGUGCUACAUAAAUCUGGACAAACCAAUGAGAAACUAACCACUGCACACGGUGGUAAAAAUGCACCCAAGAGGACAUAUAGCGAGGAAUUGAGGGUAUUCAAUGGUCGGAUAUCGGAUAAAAGUUUCUGGGCGCUAGCAGCGAAACCUUUACCCCUGAUUACAUUCCCAGCUGUCAUCUUUAGCACGUUUAUCCAUGGUAGCUUUCUGACAUGGCUCGUGGUAUUCGCCAUUCUGUCCACAAAUGUGUUCACAGGCCCUCAAUAUGGACUCACACCCUCUCAAAUCGGCCUGAUAAACCUUCCCUUGCUUGGUGUCUGUCUUCUUGGGACUCCACUUUCCGGGGCCAUUGCUGACUGGCUCGUGUGCCUCAUGGCACGGCGAAAUAACGGUAUCUAUGAACCCGAGUUCCGCUUGCUCCUAAUGAUUCCCGCAACGAUAUUCUCGACCGCCGGAUUUAUAGGAUAUGGGCUUAGCAUCGACCGCGGCGCCGCUGUCGCAGUCCCAGUCACCUUUAUGGCACUACACUCGCUAUCCAUCCCUUUUGCCACCUCGGCCAGCUUCACAUACGUGAUUGACUGCCACCCGAAAGACGCCAACCAGGCCUUUGUAACGAUCAAUUUUGCCAAGGCUGUGUUUAUAUUUAUUGCCAGUAUGUUUGUCAAUGGGUGGUACUCGGCACGGGGGCCAAGGGUGGUUUUCACCUGGAUUACCGGGCUUAAUUUAGCGUUUAGCAUGAUGACGAUUCCGAUAUUGCGCGGAGUUCCACUCUUAACAAACUUUGAGGUAAAUACGUAUAUAUCCACGAUACGCAAAAUUGGCUGCGAAUAG